UCUACAAUAGUAAACAGUAGCAAACACGGCAGUAAAACAAGAUUAUUGGUUUUCAAUUGACUAAACUUUGAAAUUUUAAAUAAUCCUCUUAAAAUAACACUAGAAGAAUCUACUAGAGAUCUAAACUAGAUCUAGACUAGAUCUAGAUCUAACACAUAGAUUAUCUAGAUCUAGGCCUAUACUUGCUAUCAUGAGAUCUUCAGCUUAAUGAUUCAAACUCCCACCGUAUACACCUCUUCUGCCUGUUACAGAAGAAGCUUGUGAUUAAGAUGUACAGAAACAACAUUUGGGUGCUGAUAACAGGGGAGGCGACCCUCUCUUAAAGAUUUCUGGGCAUCUUCUGAUUGGAUCGAGGAUUGAGACAACAGUUAUCUGCCCCUGAAGCAAAUGCUGGACAUUUCUUUUGAGAUUGUAUAAGUGUAAAGAAUGAAGGUUCUCAUCAUACUGCUGAAUUUGUUGCUGGUCAAAUCUUCUUCUGAGCUUGACUUGGAUGCUAUUUUCUCCAUGACCGGUCCAACCUAUUAUUUUGUUGGAGAAGAUUUGCGGUUAAGUUUUUCUCUGAUAGAAAAUGUGUAUCAGGAAAAUGUCACGUGUACCAAGACGCAACCCCUUAUAGGAUCCCAAGAAACAGUAUGUUUUGGGUCAAGUUUUGUCCACUGUGAAGCAUCUGAAUGUUCCUUGAUUGUUCCCAACGUCGACUUGAAGGACAAUGGCAGUUACAACUGCUACUACAACUACAGCUUUGAGAGAAAUGACUUCAAUAAAGAACUUUGUAAUGACAGCCCAACAAAAUGUGCUAUAGGAAAUUCGGAUGAUAUCAAAGUACAAUAUAGACCAGAAAAGGUGAGAGAUUUCACCUGUAUUGUGGACCCGUUGAAAAAAGAAUUGAACUGUAUGUGGAGACAUCCAGUGGAGUAUGUCUGGAUGCAUGAUAACGAUGACGUUGACACAGUAGUUGAUGUAAUAACAAAGCCUCCUGGCAGGUCACCAAACUGCUCAAAGACAGGGUGUGUGUGGGAGAGUGUCAACUUGACAGCAUGGUAUGACAUAACUGUCACAGUCAGCAACACUGAACAACUUGUCUCAGCUAGUCAGACAUACACACUUCUACCCAGUGACUACAUUAAACCACAUCCUGUGGAGAAUUUAUCAGCAUCAGAAAAAGCCAGUGGGUGUGUCAACCUCACCUGGAGUAGUGCAGGAAACCAGGUGUUUAGGGUCUCCCACCAGUCAACACAAGAUGUAACAUUUCAGGUGACUUGUGAAAAUUGCUCUGAAAGUUUUUACUUGAUGUGUGGUCUAGCCCCCCACUCCCAGCACAACUUCUCUGUCCAGUCCUUUCAUGUAGGGAGUCUCCACGGUUACUGGAGUGAUGCUACAUAUCUCUCAGGCUUUAGGAUGAUGGAAGCAGCGCCAUCACUGGGACCUAAAGCAACCAAUGGAAGUUUCACAAGUUCCAGCUGUUCCAACAACAGCGCUAAUGUCAGCAUUUACUGGCAGGAAGUGCCAGAGUCCGGGAGAAAUGGCCACAUCAAGGGUUACAUCAUCAAAGAUUCCACGGGCCACAUCCUGUACAAUGGCCCCUCUAAGGUGGCCAACCUGACCCUACCAUGUGACCAACAUCAUCACCUGACUCUCUCUGCCUACAACAGCGCUGGAGAAUCCCAGAAACCCACAGAUGUUUUUGUCUUCACACCAGCCAAUGUGGACAGCAUCCUGCUGUCCCUGGAGGUGGCUAGUUACAAGAAUGGCUCAGUGAUAGCGCACUGGCUGCCUACACAUCAGUUCCAGACCAUCACCAUCUUCAGCUGUUUGCAGCCAUGUCAGGAUUUGUAUUGGGUCAAGAGUCGGAGUGGUGAAAAUUUCUUGGACGUUUCCCUUGAGAUCCCAGAGUUAAACCUGCAGAGCUCAGACUCCAAGAGAUUUCUCUUUGGCAUCGCAGCAGUUGACCCUGUCAGCAACUGGUCAUCUCCCCUGUACUGGACGCCAUGUCUCUACAACCCUGAUUCUCCGCUACCUACACCAACAAUUAUGCAUGUGAAAGCAGACGUCAACUUUGCAAUAAUUAAUUGGAGUGGGGCGACAUGCUCGUAUGACACAUACAACAAGUUUGCUAAAGUGACGUAUUACACGCUACAGAUUUGUUCUGCAAGGUCUGGCUGUAGAGCAGUGAAUGUGACGGCAUUAGAGGAGCCAAUGAUGUCAUACACCAUGAAGGACCUGGAUGCUGACACACACUACGACGUGUCAGUUCAAGCCUGGUCACCAACCAGCGUGGGUACCCCAGUCUUUAGCAACUUCACAACAUCACAGUCAGAUGGAGCAGAGAUCAAGAUCAUUGUCGCUGUUGUUGUUGUGGUAACAGUAUCAGCUCUUAUCAUCAUUGUUGUUAUUUUUAUACGAAAAUGUAGAAAAUCUAAAGAUCGAUUGAAUUUUAUAGAUCCUGAGUUCUUAAAAGUCAUGAAACCAGCUGAUAAGACUGAAGCAGUGUAUGAAAACCAUUGGAUAGCACCAGGUCAAACAGGUUUAGCACCAGGUCAAACAGGUUUAGCACCAGCACCAGGUCAAACAGGUGUAAUACAACUCACUGACUCCAGCACGACACACAUCACUGACUCAGGCAUGACGCAACUCACUGACUCUGAUGUGCAGCAUCAGACUGACUCUGAUGUAUCUUCAACCAACUCCAGUCAAUCCAGCCAGACCCUGCUGAUUCCUCUGUCUGACAGACUCAUGCCCACUUUGAUGACCUCUGGUGAGUACCAGGCCGUCUCAUCAAAACGCCCUGGAACUCUGAUGACCUCUGAUGAGUACCAGGCCGUCCCAACAGUCUGUCUGUCCCCUCAACAUACGUCUGCCUCAGGAGACCUGAUACAAGAGGACGUGCAGAUGUACAUUAGAAUAGCCAAGGGCUAUCAAGAUGGAAGCUUGCCAAACUUUAUUACAAUGGUUGAAUGUCCAGCCCCUGGCAGUAGUCAAGCUCUGUCAGACACUCCAUCAGUAGAACCACAGCAAACUCAUCUGUUAGAGUCUCACAGUGUACCUGAGUAUGUGCCAUUUGCUUAACACGUGGCUGUCAUCAAACUUAGGAUCUGCAGGGUUAGAAAACUCCAUGUUGAAAUAGUCUUUCCAUUGUUUCAAACUAGCAUUGGUUCACACACAAAAUCCAUACUUAAUUCUGAGUUUUUGUCUACCUCCUCGAUGAUAUCUGAUCUUGUAAUCAUGUUUAUGUCAAAUUAUUUUAAAUAAAAAUAUGAAGAUACAAAUGGCUGUUAUGCACAACGCCAUUGAAGUAUUAGUUUUAAACAGUAUGUUUAAUAUCAUAGUGGUUAUUUGUUUGAUUUGUUGUAUUUUUCAAUGUUGAAAUAAUUUUUUUAAAUAUUUUUAAAAUAAAUUAAUACAUCCUACUUUUAGCUUCAUAUUAAUCAUUAGCCCUGUACUUUAUCAUUUAUAUACAUAUAUAUACAUACUUGCUGUCGGUACACGUAACAAGUGAAUUAAAGGCCUAUAUAUUUUAAUGUUAUACUUGUUUGAGAAAAUUAUUUUAUAAAAUAGUUAUUGGUUAAAAGGCAAUGUGCUUUACUACUCGUUGAACGAUAUUAGUGACAAAGCAAAGAAAUAAUUAAAUAGCUAAAAAGCCUGCACAUUUAAAAUAACAUAGACUACCAAUACCUAUUAGGAAAACCAAAUUAUAUACAUUAGUCAACACAACACCAUAUUAAAUGAACACACUGAUUAAGAGAAUUAAAUGAUUCCGUUAAAAACCCGGCUGUUCAAUGGGAUUUAUGUUGUUUUUUAAAGUAAUUUGUACUACUUUUGGCUGAGAAAAUUGUAUACAUUUCAUAUCGUACGUCCCGAUAAGUAGAUCUAUAGAUCUAAAUCAAAUUUGAAUGAAAUAGUUCAUUUCUUCAUAUUCUAAAAUUGGAAGAUGACGCCAUUAGUUUUGUGUACUUUCCAUAGUUCAAACAUUUGACGGCAUUGUUUUUUGCCUUCUUGUUCCAACCAUAAUCAAUUUUCUAAUUGCUUAAUUAAAAAUGUGUUUCUACAUUCAAAUAUGCCUUUAUUUUUAUUUUCCUUCUCUAAAUAAAAUUUAGUUUAUACAUUUAAAACAUCCAACAUAUUGUUUUCAACAAAAUUACAUAUCUUUAACUUCUUCAUAUAUCACUCAACAUACUGACCACAUGGUGUGGACAGAGAGAGAGAAGUGAGCACAUAGACUUUUGUAUAUAUUAUGAUACAUAUAUAUAUAUAUAUAUAUAUAUAUAUAUAUAUAUAUAUAUAUAUAUAUAUAUAUAUAUAUAUAUAUAUAUAUAUAUAUAUAUAUAUAUAUAUAUAUACACCUAUAUACAUAGACCUACAUAUAUACAUAGACCUACAUAUAUACAUAUGUACAUUUAUACCUAUAUAUACAUUUAUACACAUAUAUAUACAUAUGUACCUAUAUAUAUAUAUAUUCAUGAACUUCUUUUUAUUGCUUUUAAGAAUGCUAUUUAAUUUUUAUUGCUUCGACAAGGCUGUUUGGCUUAAUAUUCAUGCCCAAUGGUUUUCUCAUUUUUCUGUUUUCUACUUAACUUAUGCCACUAAUGAGAGAUGUGACAAAGUCAAGCCAAACUACUUAAUAUUAAAUGGGGCAGACUGGCUGACUACUAAACAUUCAAUUACUAAUCUGAAAGUAUGGGUUCAGGUCAUGAACAUACCUGAGUCUGCCCGGCUCUAGUGAGUACCUGACUCAGUUUGGGGAAAGUAAAGAUGGCUUAGCUCUUGCUACCAUGCCUCUAGCUGUUUUUAUCUAACAAUCACUAUUGAAUUCCUAGAUUAUGUCAGUUGCAAAAAUUGUAAAUCAAUAUAUUCAUUUACUUGCAUUUUGUCCAUUAAUCAAAAGCUAUGCACUAAUAAAAUUUGUGUCCAUUAAUCAAAUGUUAUACACAUAUAACAUUUGAACUCUAACAAUCUUCUGCAGUAUAAACAUGCAAGAAAAGAAUGUGAGAGUUGUGUUCAUUUACAAAAAUAAAAUUAUUUUACUCAA
Molecule: messenger RNA, 5026 nt
Organism: Physella acuta
Lineage: Eukaryota; Metazoa; Mollusca; Gastropoda; Physidae
Molecular function (GO): protein binding
Source: RefSeq, a predicted model, not a curated record